Anoplopoma fimbria (sablefish) is the source of this 970-nucleotide messenger RNA. RefSeq lists its product as uncharacterized. The coding region runs from base 70 to 912 and encodes 280 amino acids. The record is from RefSeq and is a predicted model, not a curated record. Lineage: Eukaryota; Metazoa; Chordata; Actinopteri; Perciformes; Anoplopomatidae. The transcript has 4 exons.
CACUUUCACAGAAGGUAAAGGGAAAAUCACUUGUUCAUAUCCCAAAGCAUUGAGCUGAAAGCCGUCAACAUGUUCAGGUUUUCUCUAAUAGUCUGUGUUUAUCUGAUAUUUGGCAUCAGUGCAAAGCCAUAUAAAUCCUGGAAUAAACACACAGAUGAAGCGUUCCAGGAUACGGUUGUGUCCUUAGAUGACAAAGGAAGGAUGUCCUGGGGAGUGGAGGUGGAGCCUCCUGAGGACAUGGAUGAGACUCAAUAUGACAUCGACCCUCGCAUGAUGAUUCGGAAGAGUAUGACAGCCGGUGGAGAGGACAAAAAGCCCCUGAAGGCAGAAGAAGACAUGGAUGAGCUGUACCAUCCUUCAAUGGUUGAUCUCCUCAAUGGUCAAAUCCAAAGCCUGGAUGCCCUCCCCGCUGCUGACAUCCGGACAGAACCCUGGCAGGAAUAUGCCAACAUGAAGAACCAUCAGCAACCAGAGGAGGAUAAAGACGACGUCGACCACCCUGGUUUCAGUAUGGUGGACCCAGACGAGCCUGAGCAGGACUGGGAUGAAGUCUACAACAAAGCGAGGGAGGAGCUGGAUGUAUAUCUGGCUCCACUAAUGUCUGGAUACAUCGCUGGUGCAGAGGUUCGUGUUGCACACUCUGAACCGGAGAAGGAUGAGGACGAGCUGUAUCACCAUGACGACCAGGGUUCACCUGUGCAGAUGGAGCUGCUGAGCCGUGAGGUCAUGGGUGAAAGUGAGGUCAGAGUUCACCUUCAGCCCGAGGAGGACAUGGAUGACCUGUACCACAAAGAUCCCCUGAAGCUCAACACUCACCAAGAUGAUGCUAAAGCUGGCGCUCCUGUUUAUUUACCAUUUCAGAGGAAGCACAGCGAACCAGAGGAAGAUCUGGACGAUCUCUACCACCAAUGAUCCUUCAAUAACUCAUCCUGUGUAGAUUCCUAUUAUUUCAGAUCAGACACAUAGCUGA